AUGCUGACCCCUCCUAUCCAUUUAGCUGCUAGGCAUGGCAACGAAACAUUGGUCAGAAGCCUCAUACUGGCAGGUGCCAGGGUUGAUGAUAGAGAUGCUCAAAAACGUACUGCACUUCAUAUAGCUGCAGAAGCUGGAAAUGGUUCAGCAGUAUCUGCACUAUUACAAAACAAUGCUGAUCAAGAUGCUGUAGAUGUGGAAAAUGACAAUGCGCUACACAUUGCUGUAAGAGAAGGGCAUCUCAACGUUAUACGAAUAUUAUUAACAGAAUCUACAAUUGAUGCAGAGGCUUUCAAUUUGAAGGGCCGCAAUCCACUACACGAAUUAAGUAAAUAUGGUAAAGAAAAUGCAGCUGCCAUUUGUGAACUGUUCUUGGAGUGCAUGGCCAACUAUCCGAUCAAUACUUCUGAUAUUAUGGGUAAUUCGCCUCUACUCUUGGCGUACAUGAAGGGUAAUGCAAAUUUGUGCCGGGUCCUCGUAAAAGCGAAUGCUUGCCUAUCUACAGAAAAUUGCGAGAGAAUAACAAUAUUCAAUUAUCAGUCUUCGGCCAUAGAAAAAGAUCCUCAUGUUGUUACCAUCCACCUCAAUGAUGAUCCUUUGAACUGGAUGUGUACAUGUCCUUCUAAGGCUGGAUUGAGGUCCAGAUGUAAACACAUCUUUCGAGUGUUGUUGUACAUCAAUAGAGAUGACUUCGAUAAAUCACCUGUACAGACUUAG
This is a messenger RNA of Phaedon cochleariae (mustard beetle), 717 nucleotides long. Lineage: Eukaryota; Metazoa; Arthropoda; Insecta; Coleoptera; Chrysomelidae. The record is from the annotation of a GenBank genome assembly.